AUGGAUGAGCAAGAAGACUCAGUCUCGACGAGCCGUCGCCAACAGCCACGCUUCCUCGGGGACGACGCGAUGGACGAGGAGACAGCAACGAACCUACCGGAGUCACUCGACAGAUUCUUUGCAGGACUGGAAGGAGAAGAUCAGGAUGAGGCGCUUCCAGAAAUGCUCGACCAUGCAGCCAUCGAGGCCUCACUCGCGGCCAAGAAGGUCGAGGCGCUCGACCCCUUCGCGCUCGUCUCUGGGGAACAAGCCGUCAAGAAGAAGACCGCCCGCAGACCGACGGUCAAGCUCGAUGAGGAUCGACUCCUGGAUCCCAAGCUGGGGAUCCCUCAUCUGAUCUCACUCUCCAAGAAUUUCAAGCCAUCUGGGAAAGGAAAUGAGAAAGAGGAUUUGAAGAGACUCUUGAAGCUCUAUCGUCUCUGGACCCACUCCAUGUAUCCCAAGGGAAGCUUCAAGGACACGAUCGAGACGAUUGGCAAGCUGUGUCACAAACGCAAGAUGAGAAAUGCGAUGCGUGGAUGGCGGGAGGAGAGCACGGGGGGGACGAAGCCGGCGAAGAAGAAGGCCAAGCUGGAUGGGUCGACGGAGGUGGAGCCGGGACUCGAGGACGAAGCUGGGAGGGGGACGGGAGAGACGAGGCCAGUGGAUGCGGCUGGGGCCAGCGGGGGGAGUCUGGGGACGGAGCCGGAGAUGGUGUCUCGAGUGCCGGAUGGGAUGCCCCUGUUCCGGCCGGCGGAAGAGGAGGAUGAGUUCUUCCCGGGAGACGACCAGCUCUGUGGAUUCCUCGAUACUAUCGACUCGGCAGCCAAGCCUCCUGUCAAGCAGAGUCCGGUGAUCGAACAGGAGCAGGAGCAGGAGGAGGAGGAUGAGUUUGCGGAGGAGGAAGCCUUGCUCAGAGAGGCUGAUCUUGCUGAUGCGUCGCUUCAAAAGAGUUCCUCUCUUCCUAUGGCUGGCUCUGGUCCCUCUGCGCCUCGCGAGGAGCCAGGCCACGAUUGGGAUGAUCUCUACCAAUAA
Messenger RNA from Puccinia graminis f. sp. tritici CRL 75-36-700-3, 1014 nucleotides. Its product is annotated as replication fork protection complex subunit Csm3/Swi3. Lineage: Eukaryota; Fungi; Basidiomycota; Pucciniomycetes; Pucciniales; Pucciniaceae. Gene Ontology annotation, biological process: replication fork arrest; DNA damage response; DNA replication checkpoint signaling. The transcript is spliced from 4 exons. The record is from RefSeq and is a predicted model, not a curated record. Gene Ontology annotation, cellular component: replication fork protection complex; nucleus. Bases 1 to 1014 code for a protein of 337 amino acids. Gene Ontology annotation, molecular function: DNA binding.